AUGAUCACCCGCCUCAUAUUUGUUGAGAACAAGUUUGAUUCCAUCAAUUACUCUGCGAACUGCUAUACCAAGAUCAAACUAAGCAGAAUUUCACCGCUUGUUGAAAUUGAAGAGAAUAAGCACUUGGAUCAAGUGGUUAUUAAUGAGCUAGCAAUUAGCAUAGAUAUUCUUUGUGAGAAGGCUGGUGAAAUUGACGAAGGUAGCGCACCAAUUCAGCAAUUUAGAGGAGAGUUUGAUGGCUUGAGAACUCUACAGUAUGAUAAAGAGAUGGACACCAAUAAAUGGCUUCAUUGGUGCCUUGAACUACUUAUUGUAGGGUCACUCGAUAGCGAGGUACAAUAUGAGAUUUCUCCAGGUAACCAGAAGAAUAUGGGUCUUUAUUUUAGGGUCCGAAAGAAGAUAGAAGGUAUUUUUGUAGUUGUUCUGGAAAUAUUAUUGGAUAGAGUUUCGAUUGACGAGGAAUCUAUGGAUAUCAUGGGAGACUUGUACGAGAAAUGGCAAUCAGAGCUAAAAUAUAAGGUGAAAGUGAAGAGAUUGGAACAAGAGAACGUUCGACUUCGGAGAGAUUUUGACGAGAGUGAGAAAAGUAAGGAGUUGUUUGUAGAGACAAACCAGAAGAUUCGUAGAAAUGUAGAACAAGUUUUUAUUCCUGUUUUGAAUGAGCAGAAACAGGUGAUCAGGGACUUGAAGAAACAGUUAGGCCAGCUACCUGAUUUGAAUUUUUCCAGCAUUCACCGACGACAGUUGAUCAACUAUCAAGAGCCGAACAAGGAGGUUGAGUUUGAGUUCGAUGAGAAUAAACGUGAUGAAUAUAGGAGAGAGAUUGAAAAGGUUUCUCCCAGAAAGAAGCGAGCAAAGAAGGAGACCAGUCAUGCUGACGAUAAUUCUACAGAUAAAGACAGCGACAACGAUGACGACGAGCCACAAUGGAAACGGAGAAAAGAGAGGCUGAGCGGCAGUUCAGACGAAACGCAAGCAGAUACUGAAUGA
This is a messenger RNA of Brettanomyces nanus, 990 nucleotides long. RefSeq lists its product as uncharacterized. The record is from RefSeq and is a predicted model, not a curated record. The transcript has a single exon. Gene Ontology annotation, cellular component: nucleus. Lineage: Eukaryota; Fungi; Ascomycota; Pichiomycetes; Pichiales; Pichiaceae. Gene Ontology annotation, biological process: double-strand break repair; DNA recombination. Gene Ontology annotation, molecular function: DNA binding. Bases 1 to 990 code for a protein of 329 amino acids.